CAACUACUUACGUUUUACGGCAGGGAAGAUCAAAUUUGAUUGGACGUUUCGUGCCGUAAACCGUGUCGGUUACAGAACGCAUGGGACGGGACUAGCACGGCGUGUAAAGCUGACAUUAUGGAAGCCAAAUCCAAAAAGCCAUUUUCUCCUAAGGGUGGAAAGAAGUUCACCCAGAAAGGAAAAGAUUCCAUAGGGACCAAACUUGGUGGUAAACCAGGAGGUAAACCAGGAGGUAAACCAGGCGGUAAACCAGGCGGUAAACCAGGCGGGAAAAAGCCCUUCAAACCGUACAACAGCGCCGAGAAGAGGAACGGACCAGGGAAGGGGCGAGAUGGCGGCAAGAAAGAUCAGAAACAGAAGUUUGCUUUCUCCAAAGGUGGAAAAGGGCCACAGGGAAAGAGAAAGCUGCCAGUCUAUGACAAAGAAGAGGGGGAAGGUCCGAAGGCUAAGAAGGUGAAAGGCGAGUUUAAAGCAAAGGACGACGUGUCAGCGGAGGAAAUGACGAUGAACCGGCAGCAGAGGAAGAAGGAGAUAAAGAAGAACCGGCAGGAGGCAGAGAGGAAGGACAUGUUCCAGAUCAUCUGUCGGUCCAAACAACUGUGGGGAGACCUCAGGAGGAAAAAAUGCGACGAAGACUCGAAGAAGAAGCUGAUGGACGAGCUUCACGACCUGAUCCGUGGAAAGAUCAAACAGAUGGCAUACGCUCACGACUCAGUGCGAGUGCUGCAGUGUUUCAUCCAGUUUGGCAGUCACGCGCAGAGAAAGGAGGUGCUGGAGGACAUCAAAGAUGACAUUGUUAAUUUGUGUAAGUCGCAGUAUGGCCGACAUGUGGUGAAAAAACUGCUGAUGUACGGGGACAAGGAGCUGGUGGCGGGCGUGAUAAAAACAUUUAAAGGUCACGUGCGGCCGAUGCUCCGCCACGCCGCCGCCUCCACCAUCAUCGAGUACGCCUACAACGACAAGGCCGUGCUCGCACAGAGACUCAUGCUCACAGACGAGCUGUAUGGCAACACCUUCGCCCUCUGCAAGUCAUCACAGUGCAACACCCUUGAGAAAGUCCUGGAGCUGAACCCGGACAAGCUGAACGGCAUCAUCGACGAGAUGAAGCAGAUUCUCACACCCAUGGCUCAGAAAGAACAGGUGAUCAAACAUUCUCUGGUCCACAAAGUCUUCCUGGAUUUCUUCCUGUUUGCGCCUGACAAACAGAGAACAGAGAUGAUCGAGUCCAUCAGAGAGUCUGUCGUCUACAUGGCUCACACGCACGAUGGAGCCCGAGUGGCGAUGCACUGUCUGUGGCACGGCGCAGCCAAGGACAGAAAAGUCAUCAUCAAAACGAUGAAGACGUACAUGGUGAAGUUUGCUACGGGGGAGUUCGGUCACCUGGUUCUCCUGGCCAUGUUCGACUGUGUGGACGACACCAAGCUGGUCAAACAGGCCGUCCUCUCAGAGAUCUUGUCGUCUCUGGACGAGGUCAUCGGCAACAAAUACGGUAAGAAGGUUCUGUUGUACCUGCUGAGCCCCAGAGACCCCGCUCACCUGCUGCCAGAGAUCAUCAAGGUGUUGGAGCGAGGAGACGGAAACGCACACAGUAAAAAGGAUGUGGCCAUUCGAAGGAAAGAGCUGCUGGAAGUCGUCUCCCCUCCACUGCUGGAUCAUCUCCGUGACAACGCUGCUACCAUGGUGAUGGACAAAGCGACCAGCGUCACCAUUAGUGACAUCUUGGCGUCGGCCUGCGGCGACCUGCGGCCCGCCAUGACGGCCGUGGCUCAGCUGGCCAAGCAGACCUUGGUUCCUGGAGGGAUCGACGGACAGCUUCACAUAGCAGAGCAUCCAGCAGGACACCUGGUCCUCAAGUGGCUCAUAGAGCAGGACGUCACAUUAGCAGAGGCUGGAAAAGAAGAGCGUUUCGCCAGGAUACUGGUGGACACCGUUGGAACAGAUACAAUGAAGAGCUGGGUCAAAGUCAACAGAGGAGCCAUGGUUCUGUGCGGCCUCCUGAACAGCUGUGACAAGUCCGUGGCUGCAGAGGUGAAGGCGGCGCUGAAGUCCAUCACGUCAGAGCUCAAGAGCAUCAGCAACAACAAAGGAGUUGAAAUCCUUCUGGAGAACCUGAACAAGUAGAGACCUUUAAUUUCAAGCAAACCGUCGACAUGAAACACAUCACUUCCUCUGCAGCAGUGAGGAAGGAAAUACCACGUGUAAAGCAGCGGAUGGGAGCGUUUCUAAGGAAGUGGAAACAACUGAUGUGUAAUUUCAGUCCCUGGUGGAAAAAAUGGACGCGAAUUUGUUUGAAAUCUGGAAUAUUGUAAUAAUCAGAGUGUUUGGAAGACAAACUGAUGCAACAUGAAGAUAAUAAAAUACACAGAAGGCAGUUUUACAAUACAUAGAUAGUAUAUGGAGGACAUGACCAGUACAAAAGAGUCAUGUCAUAUUCUUAACAAGCUUUUCUACUUUCCCGGUUUUUCAGUCUCUGUGCUGUCGUUUGAACUCAACGCUUCCUGACAGUGUUUCACGUUAUCAUUUGAUGAGUUUGACACGGUUCAAGAAAACUGCAGGGUAGAAACUGCAGUGUUUCUGUUAGGAAGACAAGUUUGCAUCAGCAGGAAAUGAUCAGAGACCUCCUGUCUAGUUGAGAUAAAAACUGCAAUGAACCGUUUGAGAAUUUACCACACACACGAUGAUAUAUUUGGGUAAAGAUAGAUCCUAAAGCUUUUCCACCACUCUGGCUGAACCGGCCCUUUAAACAGGACCCAUGGACGUUUGGGCUGGACGGUCAGUUUAUGUACGUGAAGUUGCCCUGAGUUCAGAUUUUAUAUGUUGUAAUGUUUUUUUGCAUAAUAAAGAAUAUUGUGACCAUGA
Messenger RNA from Mugil cephalus (flathead mullet), 2859 nucleotides. It is a transcript of the gene pum3, whose product is annotated as pumilio RNA-binding family member 3. NCBI's taxonomy places the organism in Eukaryota, Metazoa, Chordata, Actinopteri, Mugiliformes, Mugilidae. Gene Ontology annotation, molecular function: mRNA binding. The coding region runs from base 118 to 2121 and encodes 667 amino acids. Gene Ontology annotation, cellular component: nucleolus. The transcript has 18 exons. The record is from RefSeq and is a predicted model, not a curated record. Gene Ontology annotation, biological process: regulation of translation.